Protopterus annectens (West African lungfish) is the source of this 675-nucleotide messenger RNA. Its product is annotated as calcium/calmodulin-dependent 3',5'-cyclic nucleotide phosphodiesterase 1C-like. The record is from RefSeq and is a predicted model, not a curated record. The transcript is spliced from 3 exons. Lineage: Eukaryota; Metazoa; Chordata; Ceratodontiformes; Protopteridae. Bases 267 to 587 code for a protein of 106 amino acids.
CAUAUCACAGCACACACAUAACAUUUGAUUAGCUGCUGAUGAUUUUGGUUUGGCUUGCUUAAUUAUGAGUUUAAGAAUUACUUCAAGUAAGGAUGGAGACACUGUUGGGUAAAUAUCUUACCGGUCCAGCUUUUCCUGUAUUAGAUGUGUGAGUUCGAGUGAGAGGGCUGUUACCACAGGCAGGAAUUCAGAAAAAGCUAAUUGUAAGCUCUGCAUUUUCAGCUCAGAGCAGAGGAACAGCAGCUAGAACACUGGUUGUCAGAAAUAUGAUGGAACAAAGCAACAAAAAACAAGGGUUUAAAAAAUGCCGGAGUGCCACUUUCAGCAUUGAUGGUUUUAGCUUCACCAUAGUUGCAAAUGAAGAAGGAGACUCCAAUGCCAGACCAUUUGCUCAAUUUUCAAGAUCCAAGUCUCAGAGCUGCCUAUGGAAUGCCCUUACAGGUGCAGCUAGUAUUAAGGAAAAUAAAAAGCCUGUGCCUUUUUCUGAUUCACGAACCCCAGAAGACAUCUUAGCUGAUGAAUUUCCUUCUGUGGAACACCCAGAUGCUAUGGAAAAAGCAGCUGUCAGGUUGGCUUGUUCUGAUUGAUUUAAACAGAAAGCAUGCGCUGAUGGCAUAUUUAUGGCACUAAUGAUCAGCUUUCUCUAAUACACUUGCAUAACCGAUACUAAGUGAA